Molecule: messenger RNA, 1823 nt
Organism: Molossus molossus (Pallas's mastiff bat)
Lineage: Eukaryota; Metazoa; Chordata; Mammalia; Chiroptera; Molossidae
Gene: IL4I1
Product: interleukin 4 induced 1
Exons: 7
Coding region: 69-1823 (584 amino acids)
Biological process (GO): amino acid catabolic process
Molecular function (GO): L-amino-acid oxidase activity; polyamine oxidase activity
Source: RefSeq, a predicted model, not a curated record
AACAGGGCAUCGGGACCAAGCCACGACUGUUCACCCUGACGAUGACUUCUUCCCCAGGCUGACGAGCCAUGGAUGCUGAGAGAGACUCCCGGAGCCAGCCAUGCACCUGGCGCCUCCUGGCCCUGGUCCCCAUCCUCCUUGGCCUGGUGGCCUCCCUAGAAUGGAAGACUGUCUACAGCCAGGACCCCUUUGAGAAGUGUAUGCAGGAUCCUGAUUAUGAACAGCUGCUCAAGGUUGUGACCUUGGGCCUCAACCGGACAUUACAUCCCCAGAGGGUGAUUGUGGUUGGUGCUGGUGUGGCUGGGCUGGUGGCCGCCAAGGUGCUUAGCGAUGCCGGACACAAGGUCACCAUCCUAGAGGCAGACAACAGGAUUGGGGGCCGCGUCCUCACCUACCGGGAUGAGAAGACAGGCUGGAUUGGGGAGCUGGGGGCCAUGCGCAUGCCCUCCUCGCACAAGAUCCUGCAUGAGCUCUGCAAGAGCCUGGGGCUCAACCUGACCGAAUUCAUCCAGUACGACGAGAACGCGUGGACCCAAGUGGGCGACGUGAAGCUGCGGAACUACGUGGUGGAGAAGAUGCCGGAGAAGCUGGGCUACGAUCUGUACCCCGAGGAGAGGGGCCACGCGCCUGAGGACAUCUACCAGAUGGCUCUCAACAAGGCCCUCAGCGACCUCAAGACAUUGGGCUGCAGAAAGGCGAUAAGGAAGUUUGAGAAGCAGACGCUCCUGGAAUACCUCCUGAAGGAGGGGAACCUGAGCCAGGCUGCCAUGCAUCUCCUGGGAGACGUGAUGUCCAAGGAAGGCUUCUUCUAUCUCAGCUUCGCAGAGGCUCUGCGAGCCCACAGUGGCCUCAGUGAUCGACAACGGCACAGCCGCAUCGUGGGCGGCUGGGACCUGCUGCCGCGCGCGCUGCUGAGCUCGCUGUCGGUGCCCGUGCUGCUGCACACUCCUGUCGGGGCGAUAACCCAGGAGCCGGAGGCGGAGGUGCGCGUGCACAUAGGGAGCGCGCACCGGGCCCGGAAUCAGAAGACCAUGGACGCCGACGUGGUGCUGCUGACCGCGAGCGGCCCGGCGCUGCAGCGCAUGAAAUUCUCACCGCCGCUGACGCGCCCGUUGCAGGAGGCGCUGAAGGAGCUGCACUACGUGCAGGCCACCAAGGUGUACCUGAGCUUCCGCCGGGCCUUCUGGCACGAGGAGCACAUCCUGGGGGGCCACUCGAACACCGACCGCCCGUCGCGCGAGAUAUUCUACCCGCCCCCGGGCGAGGGUGCGCUGCUGCUGGCCUCCUACACGUGGUCGGACGCGUCGGCCACAUUCGCUGGCCUAAGCUUAGAUGACACGCUGCGCUUGGCGCUGGACGACGUGGCGGCACUGCACGGGCCGGUAGUGUACCGGCUCUGGGACGGCACCGGCGCUGUCAAACGCUGGGCGGAGGAUCCGCACAGCCAGGGCGGCUUCGUGCUGCAGCCGCCCACGCUUUGGCAAAAGGACGGCGGCGAGUUCGACUGGACGGUCCCCCAGGGUCGCAUCUACUUCGCUGGGGAGCACACCGCGUACCCGCAUGGCUGGGUGGAGACGGCCGUCAAGUCGGCGCUGCGUGCCGCGAUGUCGAUCAACAGCCGGGGCCAGGGCCCGAUCAGCAGCCAGGAGAAGGCUCUGCACAUGGAGGAGCCCGGGCCCAUGGUGUCGACACCUGCGUCCACACCUGCGUCGACAUCUGCGGACUGCCAGCCCCCGUGCAAAUCUGAAAAGGGCGGGUCCACCCACCCUUCAACCCUGUCUAUGCUAACCACUCCUAACGUGACCAGCCAGACGACCACUUAG